Messenger RNA from Solanum tuberosum (potato), 1743 nucleotides. Its product is annotated as alpha-(1,4)-fucosyltransferase. Gene Ontology annotation, cellular component: membrane. The coding region runs from base 302 to 1540 and encodes 412 amino acids. The transcript is spliced from 3 exons. The record is from RefSeq and is a predicted model, not a curated record. NCBI's taxonomy places the organism in Eukaryota, Viridiplantae, Streptophyta, Magnoliopsida, Solanales, Solanaceae. Gene Ontology annotation, molecular function: alpha-(1->3)-fucosyltransferase activity.
AGAUGCAAAUUUAAUUUUUAUCAUCAUGAUUUCAGAGUUGUCCUCUCUUUUUCCUGGUUCUUCCAAAAUCCCAACAGUACGCUUAUAUUAGUCUUCCAAGACAAUAUUAUGUUGAAUAAUCAAACAAUUUUUACUAAUCUAACCACCGGUAGAUGAAAAUUGCUCCUUCAAGAAUACCAAUCAUCAUUCUCAGAUCAAUUAUUUUGAUAACCCCCUUCCCCUCUCUCUCCUUGAGUGACCAAGGGAGGGAGAGAGAGAGAGAAAAAAAGCUGAUUUCUUCUGUGUGUUCUUGAAGUGAAAAAUGCAAUUGAAAUCUGUCAACACAUUUGCAAUCACAAUCAUGUUGGGUUUUACACUUAUCAUUCUGUUCUUCUCUGGAUUUCUUGAUUUCCCACUUCACACUUCUUCAAUCCCAUCAACGAAAAAUCAAAUCUUGACCACCAUCUCAGUUUCCGAGCCCGACCCGUUUAGUAAUUUGUUGGGUGCUUUUAAGAAAUGGGAUUCUCAAGUGGGUUGUGCUCAGUUUAGGGGGAAACACAAAGGGUUAUUAGGAAAUGGGUUGUUGUUGGAUUCUUCUUCUGGUUCUUUGCAAAAUGUUGAUGAUGGUGAAUUGAAGUGUAAUGAGCUAAAGAUGGAUCAUGUGAGUGUAUUAGUUAAAGGGUGGACUUGGAUUCCUGAUAAUUUAGAUAAUUUAUACUCUUGUCGGUGUGGGCUUAGCUGUUUGUGGACUAAAUCUUCGGUUGUUGCUGAUAAACCUGAUGCUUUGUUGUUUGAGACAUCUACUCCUCCUGUUGAGAGACGUCGAGGUGAUCCAUUACGUGUAUACAUGGAUCUUGAAGCUGGUAGAAAGAAAUCAGGGUAUGAGGAUAUAUUUAUUGGCUAUCAUGCAAAAGACGAUGUCCAGUCAACCUAUGCGGGCACACUUUUUCAUAACAAUCGGAAUUAUCGCCUUUCUCCUUAUAAGAACAAUGAUACUCUUGUUUACUGGUCUUCGUCACGUUGUCUUCCUCAAAGAAACCAGCUUGCCAAACGUCUACUCAGCUUGCUACCCUCCCAUUCAUUUGGCAAGUGCCUGAACAAUGUUGGAGGUCUAGACAAGGCACUCUCGUUUUAUCCCGAGUGCAUCAAGGAUUCUAAGGAAGCACCCAAAUGGUGGGAUCAUUUGCAUUGCGCAAUGUCACAUUACAAGUUUGUCCUUGCUAUUGAGAACACCAAGACUGAAAGUUAUGUAACAGAGAAGUUGUUUUACGCACUGGACUCUGGUGCAGUCCCCAUUUAUUUUGGUGCCCCGAAUGUCUGGGACUUUGUACCUCCACAUUCAAUAAUUGAUGGAAGCAAGUUUAGCUCUUUGGAGGAAUUGGCCUCGUACGUUAAGGCCAUUGCUAAUAAUCCGGUAGCUUAUGCAGAGUACCAUGCAUGGAGAAGAUGUGGCGUGAUGGGGAACUAUAGAAAAACACGGGCAGCUAGUCUGGAUACUUUGCCUUGCAGGUUAUGUGAAGCCAUCAGUAAAAGAAAUGGAAGAAAUGCAAAAGCCUCUUGACUAUUCAACUGCAAAACUACAGGCUUACUAGGUUUUAAAUUUCAUUAUUAUUGUGUACUUAGGUCAACUAGUGUUGUUUGUAAACAGUGCAUGUGUUGUUAGGAUAUAGACUAGGUAAAGUGGCUUGUAAAGAUCUCAAAUCCUUACAAAUUAAUACUACAUAAAUUUUGGUCCAACAAAAUUGAGCAUUCGAUUUCCACCAA